AUGGGUUACCUAUUAACGAUAACGUGCUACAUUGCAUCAUUCUCACCAUCAAUCGCUCUGUUCUACUCGUUUAUUGCACAUGAUCCUGUCCGAAUUAUUCUAUUCUUCUUGGGAGCAUUCUUCUGGUUAGUAUCACUUCUGAUAUCAUCACUUGCCUGGUUUGGACUCUCUUCAUUUCUUCCUAAUACGUUUUUGAUUUCUCUCACGUUUUGUAUUAUAGUUCAAGAAUUCGCAAGAGUGGCCUACUUUGCGUUGUUGAAAAAAGCACAAAAAGGACUCAAUAAAAUCACACGGCAAGGUCAAAUAUCAGUAGCUCCGGGAGUGAGUGAUCUACAUAAUGCUCGUCAUAUGCUAGCUCUUGUCUGUGGUCUUGGAAUGGGUGUUAUCUCUGCUUUAUUCUAUACAAUGAAUGCAUUUGCCGUAUUUUCUGGACCCGGAACAAUUGGAUUACCACUUGCAUUGGAAACUGGAGAAAUAGAUCCGAAUCGAGCUGGAAAAUAUCUUCCAUUAUGCUAUACAUUAUCUGCAAUUCUUCUGUCACUUUUUCAUGUUACGUGGACAAUUAUGGUUUGGGAUACGUGCCAUAAAAUUGAUAGAAUUCCAUCGGCAUUCGUACCGGCAGCAGCUGCUCUCAUAUCCCAUUUAUUGGUUGCGUUUUUGAGUUCUCUCAAUUCACGUGGAUUCUACAUCGUCGUAUUCCCUGUUCAAUUCUUGAUUCUUUUGAUUUGUAUUGCAUACUGUAAUGUUAUAAUGGGCGGUACAAUCUCAUCGUUUAUCAACGGAAUCGGACAAUCCAUCACUGAUGGAAUAACUUUUAAAGGAAUUCGUACUUUGAUUGAAGAGAGGAAAAUGAGAACUCAAAGACAGUCAGUUCCAGAUGAACCGAUGACUGAAAGAGGAGGAACUGCAACUGAAGGAGAGGAAACUAAUACUGUUGAUGCAUGA
Messenger RNA from Caenorhabditis remanei, 945 nucleotides. RefSeq lists its product as uncharacterized. Gene Ontology annotation, molecular function: protein-macromolecule adaptor activity. Gene Ontology annotation, cellular component: gamma-secretase complex; membrane; endoplasmic reticulum. The transcript is spliced from 4 exons. The coding region runs from base 1 to 945 and encodes 314 amino acids. Gene Ontology annotation, biological process: positive regulation of catalytic activity; Notch signaling pathway; protein processing. Lineage: Eukaryota; Metazoa; Nematoda; Chromadorea; Rhabditida; Rhabditidae. The record is from RefSeq and is a predicted model, not a curated record.